This is a messenger RNA of Macrosiphum euphorbiae (potato aphid), 1134 nucleotides long. NCBI's taxonomy places the organism in Eukaryota, Metazoa, Arthropoda, Insecta, Hemiptera, Aphididae. The record is from the annotation of a GenBank genome assembly.
AUGACGGUAGUGGCGGACUUUGCGGAAGAUCCAGUGACGCGGAACGGGACGGUCGUCGACGUGGGAGAGCCGGAAGGUAGCGGCUCCGGCGACCGGCCAGAACAGCGGUAUGGUGACCAGGAUGACGACGUGGGUGACAGGUGUUUCUGUGACAGCAAAGGACAGCAACCGGCCCGUCGUCAUUGCCCCUUGUGGUAUCGGCGUCUGAGGACCGUGGUCGAGGGCCGGUUACAGACGGACGGAGGCGUGGGUGUGCUUGUGAACUGCGCAGGCGCGUGUUAUCCACAUCCCGAGUUCUUUGCCGGUAUGAUGGCUGACGGUAAUGUUGGAGCCGGUGACAGCGAUGGGUCUGUGCAGUUCACUGCAGACUAUUGCAGCAACGCAGACGUAGCCGUCCGGUGUAACGUGGCAGGGGCGGUGCACGCGUGCCGCCUUGUGCUGCCCGGCAUGUUGGUACGCGGACGGGGCCUGGUGAUCAACGUGGGAAGUGCCUCCGCGUCCAUGCCGACUGGCGUGCCACUGAUGGCCUUGUAUGCCGCCACAAAGAAAUUCCUGGAGAAGCUGUCUUCGGACCUGGACGCUGAGUGUGCGUACUUAACCAGAGGACUUGAAAACGGAAAUGAUGGUCACGGCGUCCGUGUACAGUGCGCCCGACCUGCAUACGUGGCCACCGCCAUGUUGCGAUCUGCCAAUCCAGACGUCCGAGUGGUACCCUGUUCCGAAGACGAGGACGAAGAGUAUGACGACGAUGACAACUACGGCGACGGGUGCUGGUGGGCUUCCAGGAGGAAACGAAUGGAGGACCACGUCCAGCGAUGGCUGGUGCCGUCUGCUCGUCUUUGGGUUAGGUCCGCGUUGAGGCAAGGAGGCCGAUUAUACGCCCGUGGCCUGGAUUCGGAGCCCGCCAGCUACACUGGAUACUGGCCUCACACUUUAAUGGUGUGGUGCGCGCGGUUGGCCAGCGCUGUGACGCCUCGUCAGUGGUUCGUCGACCGGGUGCUGAUCCCGAGCAUGCUCGUGUACCGUGCCAAGGGUCGAGCGGCCAUCGCGGCGGCGGAGAGGAGUACAUCAUCAUCCUCAGCGGGAGGCCGUGACAGUCGGGAGGGACGGCAUGACAAAAUUAGGACGACAUAA